Messenger RNA from Microplitis demolitor, 1275 nucleotides. RefSeq lists its product as uncharacterized. The transcript is spliced from 5 exons. NCBI's taxonomy places the organism in Eukaryota, Metazoa, Arthropoda, Insecta, Hymenoptera, Braconidae. The record is from RefSeq and is a predicted model, not a curated record. The coding region runs from base 89 to 841 and encodes 250 amino acids.
CAAUGGUCAUUCAGUUCUCGUUGUAGUUCAGUGAAGACAGUAAUAAAUAAAAUCAAUAUAUAUAUAUAUAUAUAUACAUAUAUAAACCAUGGUGUUAAAAAUGAGUAUAACAUGUGCCAUUUUAGUGGCUUUCUUCAGUAGCAGUAUGGCAGGAGUUAUUCAUUCAGCACCGAUUGUUGCAGCGCCUGUUGUAGCAGCUCCACUAGUUGGUUAUGCUAAGGCAGUACCUCACAAUAUUCCACCUCAUGCAUCUAGAAUUGAUAUCAAUACAAGAGCAUUAGCUGCUCCUUAUGUCGUUGCGCCUGCUGCUCCAGUAGCUGUAGCUCAUGCAGCUCCAGUAGUUGCUGCACCUUCAGCUUUAAUUGAUUAUACCAGUUAUGCGUCUCCACUAUAUAGAUCCGCUUUUAUCAGGCUUCAAUGUGAUAAGCAGGAAAGGGGAUCCCCUGUAUGGAGGGGAUGCUUCUUUGUUAGCAAUCUAAAGCAAGACCGUAUAAAAGCACCUGAGAACUCUUGGAUAGUAUCGCAGUUUUCACAGCGAACUUCACAAGCAACUAAUUCUUUCACAAUGAUGACCAAGUGCCUCAUCCUCUUCUUCGCUCUGGUAGCUGUCUGUUCGGCGGGUAUUAUCGCACCUGCUGUACCAGCUGCGCUUACAGUAGGAACAUACGCAAGUAGUUACAAUGCACAUGCAAUCAACCAUGCGUAUGCUGCGCCUUACUAUGCUGCAGCACCAGCAGUCGCAGCACCUCUGACAUACUCAGCACCAUUGGCAUACUCAGCACCAUUCACAUAUCCGGUUGCGUACUCUGGGUACAGUGGACCAAUAAUUGCACGCCGUUAAUCAUUUUCGAUCUGACCACCCACAGUCUUUAAAGUAUCAAUCAUUGUAAAUUUAAAAAAAAGUGAGGAUACUUUUCAAAAAGAUUACCAAGUCAUAAUUAUUAAUGACAUAGUUAAAAAAUUUCUUAAUGUAAUAUUAUCAGUUCAGUCGACUUUUAAAUUAAACAAUUGUCCAGUAAUCGGUAUGAGGAUGACGAUUAAAUCGAUUAUUAUUGUUUAUUGAAAUGAUCGAGGAACUGAUGUACCAACUGGUGGUCGAUCGGCUUAUGGUAAUGAUCUACCGAUAUUUAUAUUGGUACGGAUCGUAACAGGGCGAUGGUGCCACUAGCACUUGAUCUCUCAAUUCACCAUUCACUUUUAAAUAAAACAUGUUAUUUUUAUCACUUUUUUAUAAAUACUAAAGUUGCAAAAAUAAAUAAAAAUUUAUUAAAUUUA